CAGCUCUAGCCUGACCCACUGCCACCACCCGGCCCGGCCCCGCCAUGGACAAUGAGCAGCUGCCAGCUCCAGCUCCCGCCAGCAGCGCCAGCGGCACGGCCCCGGCGCCCGCCAGCACCGCGGCCACGCGCCCGCCCGGGCCCCAGAUCUCCGUCUACAGCGGCAUCCCCGACCGCCAGACCGUGCAGGUGAUCCAGCAGGCGCUGCACCGGCAGCCCAACACGGCGGCGCAGUACCUGCAGCAGAUGUACGCGGCGCAGCAGCAGCACCUCAUGCUGCAGACGGCCGCGCUCCAGCAGCAGCACCUCACCAGCGCCCAGCUCCAGAGCCUGGCCGCUGUGCAGCAGGCAAGCCUGGCGGCGAACCGGCAGAGCAGCUCCUCGGGGGGCAAUGGCACCCAGCCAGCCGCGGCACAGCAGCCCACGAUCAACCUGGCGACGUCGCCGGCGGCGGCACAGCUGCUGAACCGGGCGCAGAGCGUGGGGCCCGGGGCGUCGGGCAUCGCCCAGCAGGCCGUGCUGCUGGGCAACACUGCCUCACCCGCCCUCACCGCCAGCCAGGCCCAGAUGUACCUGCGGGCACAGAUGCUCAUCUUCACACCCACGGGCCCCGUCAGCGCUGUCCGGCCCGAGAGCCCCGCGCCGGCCCCUCCGCCGGCCCCGCCACCCGCCCCACCACCCACCACCCCGGGGUGCCCCUCCCCGGGCUGGCCCCCCCCGGGGGCCCCCACCCGAGCCCCCCGCCGAGCACCUCAAAAAGGCCGAGGGGCACGAGGGCCGCGCCCAUGCCCUGGCCCGCAGCGCCGCCCCCGCUGCCACCCACCCGCUCGUCACCCCAGCCUAUGCCCCGCUGCAGCCCCCCCAGUUCCUGCAGCAGCCGCCGAAGCCGAUGCAGCCGCAGCCGCAGCAGCAGUUCGUCAUCCAGCAGCAGCAGCAGCAGCUGGGCCCCCGUGGGCAGCCUCCCUCGGGGCCCCCCACAGCCCCCCAGCUCCAGCCCCUGCCCCCUGCCAGCCCCGGCCCGGGCCCCCAGCCCAAAACAGGGCUCCCCCAGGGAGCGGGGGGCGAGGGCGGCCCCCCCAACGGGCACCCUGGCUGCCACGCUGCCCCCCGCAAGUUCCAGCACGCCUCGGCUGUCAUCCUGCAGCUGCAGCCCGCCGGCCCCACGCCGUCCCUCGGGGUCCCCGAGGGCGCCCGCCGGGACUGCCCGGGGGUGCCGGGGCCCCGCGGCCGCUCUCGCCGCCCCCCGGGGCCGCCGGGGCGGCGCUGGGAGCGGCGGCAGCUGCUCCCGUUCCAGCUGUAUGGAAAUCGCGGCCCCGCGUCAGCGCGGCGUCAGCGCCCGCCCCUCACCGCGUGUGCCCGCUGUCCCCAGAGCCCCCCGAGCGCCUCCAUGCGCAGCCCCGCAUUCCCGGGAUGACCUCGGGCUCCGGCAGCGCUGCCGCCACCGUCGCCGGCGCCGCCCCCCACAAUGGUGAGAACAAACCGCCCCAGGCCAUCGUGAAACCCCAGAUCCUCACGCACGUCAUCGAGGGCUUCGUCAUCCAGGAGGGCGCCGAGCCCUUCCCGGUGGGCCGCUCCUCGCUGCUGGUGGGGGCCCUGCACAAGCAGUAUGCACAGGAGCUGCUGCCGGACAAACUGCCAGCGCAGGACAACACCACCACCACCGACUCGGACAUGGAGGAGCCCUACCUGCAAGAAUCCAAAGAGGAGGGGAACCCUCCCAAGUUGAAGUGUGAGCUCUGCGGCCGCGUUGACUUCGCCUACAAGUUCAAGCGCUCCAAGCGCUUCUGCUCCAUGGCCUGUGCCAAGAGGUACAACGUGGGCUGCACGAAGAGGGUGGGGCUGUUCCACCCAGACCGCAGCAAACUGCAGAAGCCAGGAGGGCCCCCCCACGGGCGGCGCCGCAGCUGCAAAGGGACCCUGCCCCCCCUGAGCAAGGACAGCAAGAAACAGCCCCCGGGGUCCGUCCCAGCGGGGUCGGUGACGGCGUCGUUGCAGCUCAACCACAGCCAGGAGGAUUCCAGCCGCUGCUCUGACAACUCCAGCUACGAGGAGCCGCUGUCGCCCAUCUCGGCCAGCUCCUCCACGUCCCGGCGCCGGCAGGGGGAGCGGGAGCUGGAGCUGCGGGACAUGGAGCUGCCCGACGUGCACGGCCGCGACCUGCCCGGCCUCGGCCACCGCUUCCUGCCCAGCGAGCCCAGCAAGUGGAACGUGGAGGACGUUUACGAGUUCAUCCGCUCGCUGCCGGGCUGCCAGGAGAUCGCGGAGGAGUUCCGGGCUCAGGAGAUCGACGGGCAGGCGCUGCUGCUGCUCAAGGAGGAUCAUCUCAUGAGCACCAUGAACAUCAAGCUGGGCCCCGCGCUCAAGAUCUACGCCCGCAUCAACAUGCUCAAGGACUCCUGAGGGGGGGGCCACGGGACCCCGCUCCCCCCCUGUGGGACCCCUGACCCUCCCGGGAGCCCCGCAGGACCCCCGACCCCCCAGCGUGGCCCCGGGGAGGGGGCGAGGGGGGGAGACACUUGUGAGCACACCCAGCCCCCCCUGCCCCCCCGGGGGGUGUAAAUAGCCCGUAGCUCUAGAGCCCCCCCCCCCAGUUUUGGGGGGUCACCCCCCCUUCUGCAGCAGGGAGGGGGGUCCCCACGCGUUCCCCGUGUCCCCCCCAGGUCAGCAGAGCCAAGCAGGACGGUUGCCUUAACGUGUGCUCCCUCCCCCAGCUGGGAUUGGGGCCCCAGGGAGGCUUGGACUGCCCCCCCCGGGGUCAGGGAGAGGCGGGGGGCGCGGAGGAGGCGUCACCCCCCAGUCACACACACCCCCACACUCUGGGCUGCUUUUGGGGGCACCUUAGCAGAGGACAGUGGUGGGGGUCCCCCCCAGGCAGGUAAGGACCCCCCCACUCCCCCCUCAGCCAGCACGAUCUUUUUAAGAAAAGAAAAGGAAAAAAAAAUUG
This is a messenger RNA of Passer montanus (Eurasian tree sparrow), 2943 nucleotides long. RefSeq names its product polyhomeotic homolog 2 (gene PHC2). Gene Ontology annotation, cellular component: nucleus; PRC1 complex. The record is from RefSeq and is a predicted model, not a curated record. NCBI's taxonomy places the organism in Eukaryota, Metazoa, Chordata, Aves, Passeriformes, Passeridae. Gene Ontology annotation, molecular function: zinc ion binding; protein binding.